Molecule: messenger RNA, 213 nt
Organism: Pelobates cultripes (western spadefoot toad)
Lineage: Eukaryota; Metazoa; Chordata; Amphibia; Anura; Pelobatidae
Source: the annotation of a GenBank genome assembly
AUUAAAUCUUGGCUCACAAGGCACUUGCCCAUAACAGCUACAGACACACACAAAACAACAAACUCCUAUAUACCUCAAAUUGUGGAACUUUGCACUAAAAAACGAAACCCCACGAAAAUCAUUUCUUCGCUAUACGCACUCAUUACAAAACAGCCUCAUACAGGGAAACCCUCCUUUACAAGGCAUGGGAAUCAGACUUCAGAGAAACACUAG